Messenger RNA from Suncus etruscus (white-toothed pygmy shrew), 1824 nucleotides. RefSeq names its product eosinophil peroxidase-like. Gene Ontology annotation, molecular function: peroxidase activity; heme binding. Lineage: Eukaryota; Metazoa; Chordata; Mammalia; Eulipotyphla; Soricidae. Gene Ontology annotation, biological process: response to oxidative stress. The record is from RefSeq and is a predicted model, not a curated record.
AUGAGUGUGCUGGCGGCCAACCUCAAAAUAAUGGGUGGGUUCCUCGCAGAGCGUACCCUGCUGCUGAUUUUGGCAGGGGUCCUGGCCACAAUGAUCCUGACCCAGCCCUGCGAGGGCAGUGUCCCAGAGAACCAGAUGAAUCUCAUGAAUGUGCCAGGUACUUCGGCCGAUCCCUGCGAUGGAUGGAAACCAAGUGAGGUGGAGAAUCAGAAUGAGGACCAUGGCCAUGACAAGGAUGAGGUUUGCAGUAACGAGUACCGAACCUUCUCUGGUAGAUGCAAUCACAAUGUGUCAAAAUGGUGGGGUUCUGCCAACCAGGCCUUCGUCCGUUGGCUGCCGGCCGAGUAUGAGGAUGGGAAGGGCCUCCCCUUAGGCUGGACACCAGGAAAGAAGCACAAUGAUUUCUUUCUUCCUCCAGUCCGGGAGAUCUCCAACAAGAUCGUGCGUUUCUCCAGGGAUCUGCUGACUGCCGACACAUUCAGAACACUCAUGUUCGUCUAUUGGUGGGAAUUCAUCAAGCAUGACUUGAUCUCUUCCCCUGAAUCUGAUAGUGAAGAGGAUAACACACAUGACACAUCACAUGGAUAUGAUCACAUAACAAAUCCUGACUGUGACGAGACCUGUGACAAGAAACCGCCCUGCUUCCCCAUCGAUGCUUCUUAUUCCACUGAGAGCAACCAAAAGCGUGAGCAGAUAAGUUUGCCCACUUCUUUCCUGGAUGCCAGCAUGGUAUACGGCAGCGACCUUUUCACAGCCCGAAGGCUGCGCAAUCUCACAAAUCAAGACGGGCUGCUAGCCACUAACCAGCAGUUCACUGACCAGGGCCGAGCACUGCUGCCCUUUGACAAUGUGAUCCCCGACCCCUGCCAGCUCACCAACCGUUCUGCCAACAUCCCCUGCUUCCUGGCAGGUGAUAACCGAGUCAGUCAAUCUCUGGAGUUGAUGGCCUUCCACACCCUGUUUCUGCGAGAGCACAACCGGCUGGCUAAGGAGCUAAAGCUCCUGAACCCCCAUUGGGAUGGGCCGAAGCUGUACAAUGAGGCUCGAAAGAGUGGAGCCAUAAUCCAGGUCAUCACCUUCAACGAAUCCUGCCCUUGGCUUUUGGGUCCAGAACACUAUGAGAAUUACUUUAAAAACUACCGUGGCUACUGCCACAAGGAGGACCCACGGAUUGCCAAUGUCUUCACCAUGACCUCUCUCUGGACCCACACUAUGAUGCAGCCCUUCGUACUGCGCGUGGACAGCGAAUACCGUUCCCCUGGUCCCACCGCAAAGGUGCCCCUGAAUGAUGCUGUCUUUGCCACCUGGCGUGUGGUGCAUGAGGGUGGCAUUGACCCCAUCCUCAGAGGCCUGCAAGCCACACCUGCCAAGAAGAACCAGCAGUGGGCCUUGGUGGUGGACGAGCUUCUGGACGGGCUCUAUAAGAAAGUAUACAGGGUCGGGCUUGACUUUGGCCUUCCAACAAUUCUGCAGCAAGGCCGGGACCAUGGCAUCCCAGGGUACAAUGCGUGGAGGCGCUACUGCGGCCUCUCUGAGCCCAAGACCCUGGUUGAGCUUGGCAUGGUGCUGAAAAGGCCCAAUCUUGCAAGAAAGCUUAUGGAUGUCUACGGGACGCCUGACAACAUUGACCUGUGGAUCGGGGCCAUUGCCGAGCCUGCUGUUGAAGGGGGGCCAUAUUCCUUCAUUAUCUCCCCAAUCCCUGGGAUCUGGUGCCUAGAGGCUCCUUGUGGAGACCUGGGGUUAACCUGCCUGGAACAGGGCCUGGUUGGAGAGGCUAGAACCAAGAGGCAGAGAGGACUGCAGCCAGAAGCCACUUGCAGUUAG